Sinocyclocheilus grahami is the source of this 2095-nucleotide messenger RNA. It is a transcript of the gene nrl, whose product is annotated as neural retina leucine zipper. Gene Ontology annotation, molecular function: RNA polymerase II cis-regulatory region sequence-specific DNA binding; DNA-binding transcription factor activity, RNA polymerase II-specific. The coding region runs from base 283 to 1503 and encodes 406 amino acids. Gene Ontology annotation, cellular component: nucleus. The transcript has 5 exons. The record is from RefSeq and is a predicted model, not a curated record. NCBI's taxonomy places the organism in Eukaryota, Metazoa, Chordata, Actinopteri, Cypriniformes, Cyprinidae. Gene Ontology annotation, biological process: regulation of transcription by RNA polymerase II.
CACACACACACACACACCAAACACAUGCUCUCACACUGACACACACACUCAUAUACACACACUGGCAGGAAUCAAUCUGUCAGUCAAUACCUCAGGAUGUGUCCACAUGAACACACGUUUCAGAUGAUAAAACGGGAACCCUUCAGUUCAAAGGAACAGGCAUUUUAACAAACGAGUCUAAUUUGGCACAUUAUUGUUUCCAUCUCUGUGUAAAAACGGAAGUCUGUUGUUGUUCGCCUUGAAAACUCAGAGACAACAACCAUACUUCCUGUCGACACAGCAAUGUCUUCGUCUCUGCCGCUGCCCUCUUUGCCUCCAAGCCCCCUGGCCAUGGAGUAUCUCAAUGACUUCGACCUGCUAAAGUUUGAAGUGAAGCCUGACACCCCUCCACCUCCUCCAACCUGCCUAUACCCCAAUUCAGGCAUCCAUCAAGAGACGACCGGUUCUCCAUAUGCUCCUCGCCCUCCUCCUGACUCCAGCCUCAGCUCCAGUCCCUACACCUCCCUUCCUCCAUCACCCACGCUCAGUGACGGACACCCGCCACCAUCUGCAUCCUCCUCUUCCUCCUCUCUCUCGUUCCCGCUGUCCAUCUCCACCGGGUACAUGUCAGGCCAGAGCUCCGGCUCUCAAGGAAACCUGGACGGGAGCCCAGCCGCUGGGGGCCCCACGCCGUGUUCAAACCCCACCUCCUUGGAGGACCUGCUUUGGUUGGCUGCACUGCAGCAGCAGUUCGGUGGGGAGCCCGGAGGUGCCGCGUCUCUGCUGGGAGCUCUUGGAGGAGUGCCGGAUCGAGGGGACCGGGAUCGAGGAGGGUUUCUAGGAUGUGAGGAUGCAGUGGAGGCCCUGCUGAACUCUGCUGCAGCCGCUGUAACUUCACAGUUCCCAGUUUUGUCCCAGAGUUCGAGCAGCAGUCACAUGGGUGACUCCAGCAGUGACAGCGGUGUUGAUGUUGUUCUUAACAAGCCGUCAGACAUGUGUCACCGGCCUAUACUGGUCGUUUCUUCCACCCCUCCAUCUCUCAACACAUCCACCAGUCCCUUCUCACAACCCCUCAGUCCACAGAGCCGCCUCCAUCACCCACACUAUCCAAUGCAAGGCCAUUAUCAUCAUCAUCAUCAUCAUCUGCAAGUCACUCAGUGCGGGGUGGAUGAGCAUUUUUCCGAUGAGCAGUUGGUAAGUCUGUCAGUGCGAGAGCUGAACAGACAUUUGCGUGGGGUAAGCAAAGAUGAGGUGGUCCGUUUGAAACAGAAAAGACGGACGCUGAAGAAUCGCGGUUAUGCCCAGUCCUGCCGUUACAAACGACUCCAGCACCGGCACGCGCUUGAGUCCGAGAAGCACAUUCUCACACAGCAGCUGGAGCAGCUGCAAUGUGAGCUGUCUCGCGUGUUAAGAGAGCGAGACACAUACAAAGCUCGUUACGAGAAGCUCAUCAGUUCAAACGAGACUCAGCCUUCCCAUCCCAACACCUCGCCUUCUCCUACUCCUCCGGAUUACUUUUUGUGACAAAAUAAACAUUGUACAGAAGAGAAUUGAAGGAGAGCUGAUUAUUGUGAUGGGUGAAAGUAAUUCAAAAGAGCUGUGACUACAACUCAACUUAAAAUAAGCUAUUAAACCAAAGCAGGUUGAUUGUGAGGUGGACCUGGAUUGUGACAUAAUGGCGUCAUGCUACUGCUGAUGGGAUUGCGUUUUUGCCCAUUGUGAGCUUGUGUAGCAGCAACAUGAUUUCAUUAGCAUUCAUAGGUAUUCAUACACAAAAGGGUUCUAGCAUAUUUUGAGAUUUGGAUCAAAUCAACGUAAUGACAGCAUUUAAAACAUAAAGUAUUUUACGUAUUUAUAGUGAAUGAAUUAAAGGAAUGAAUAGGUGGAUUUUAUUGUUUUUAUAAUAAAUAAGAUUUAUUAAAUAUGUUGGCUAUUUAUUUAUUUAGCACAUUAACAAUUUUUGAAAUUAUAUUGGUUUCAUUAUAUUCUAUAUGAAUCAAUAAAUUGGUAACAUUUUAUAUCUUUGAUGAUUCAGCCAUAGAAAGCCUGCAUAUGACUUAAAGGGUUAGUUCACCCAAAAAUGAAAAUUAGUCCAUAAAUUACUCACCCUCAAGUC